UCCCCCUGCUGUCUCCCGCUGUUGCGUCUACGCGCCCUGGUGACUGGAGCAAAGGAGAGGGCACACUGCGAGGAUCUGAGUCACAAUCCGGACAAACACAAAACAAAAAAACACCAAAUGAAGAAGAGAAACUCUGACUACUCCUCUCUCUCUCUCUCUCCCUCCCUCUCUCGCUCUCUCUCCCUCCCUCUCUCUCUCUCUCUCUCUCUCUCUCUCCCUCUCUCUCUCAGUGUGUGUUCGUCAGAUGAGUCUGAGAUCUCCUCUGCUUGUGCUCCAGGGGACCUGUCACUGAAGUCAGGAGGCGCUUUGGAGAAAUCACACAAGAGGAGAGGACGAAGGACGAGAUCAUGAUGAGAAAGUGACCAAGCUUUGUAACCGGUGGCAGAAGAAGCUGAGACGUCCUCGUGACCUCAAGUCCCAUCACCCUGCAGGGCCCAAAUCUGAUUGGAUGGUUUUGUCAGAAUGACAGCCGAAGAUCCAGCUUCCUCCUCGACCAUGAGCAAUAACGCUGCCCCCACUAAACCUUCCCAACCUGCUGGUGCCGCCCACCAGUCUCAUCAUGGACAGAUCAACACCCCGGAGGGAGUUGCGGGUUCUCCCAAUGAGCCGGCACUGGUAUCCCUGAUGGAGCGCACUGGCUACAGUAUGGUCCAGGAAAACGGCCAGCGUAAAUACGGUCCCCCUCCUGGUUGGAAUGCUACAUCUCCUCCAAGGGGAUGUGAGAUCUUUGUGGGCAAGAUCCCACGGGACGUUUACGAGGAUGAGCUGGUGCCAGUGUUUGAGUCUGUGGGACGCAUCUAUGAGAUGCGGCUGAUGAUGGACUUUGAUGGGAAGAACAGAGGGUACGCAUUUGUGAUGUACACAGAGAAACAUGAGGCUAAGCGGGCGGUACGCGAGCUCAACAACUAUGAGGUGAGGCCUGGCCGACUCCUGGGGGUGUGCUCCUCCGUGGACAACUGCCGUCUUUUCAUUGGUGGCAUCCCCAAGACCAAAAAGCGGGAGGAGAUCCUGGACGAGGUCUCCAAGGUGACAGAAGGGGUACUAGAUGUGAUUGUUUAUGCCAGUGCUGCAGACAAGAUGAAAAACAGAGGCUUUGCCUUCGUAGAGUAUGAAUCGCACCGCGCAGCCGCUAUGGCUCGCAGGAAGCUGAUGCCUGGACGUAUUCAGCUUUGGGGUCACCAGAUAGCCGUGGACUGGGCCGAGCCGGAGAUUGAUGUGGACGAAGAUGUUAUGGAGACAGUGAAGAUCCUCUACGUCAGGAAUCUUAUGAUGGAGACCAGCGAGGAGAUGAUCAGACAGGUCUUCAGCCAGUGGAAUCCUGGAUGUGUUGAACGUGUGAAGAAAAUCCGUGACUAUGCCUUCGUCCACUUUACCUCACGGGACGAUGCUGUCAUGGCAAUGGACCACCUCAACGGCACAGAGGUGGAAGGGUCCUGCAUCGAGGUGACACUCGCCAAGCCAGUUGAUAAGGAGCAGCACUCGCGCCAAAAGGCCUCCAAAGGAGCUCCUGCCACUCCAGAGCCUGCUCCACAGAACUACGUUUACCAGUGUGAUCCCUACACAUUGGCCUACUAUGGGUAUCCCUACAACACCCUCAUCGGACCCAACAGGGACUACUUCGUCAAAGGAUCCCCAAUGAUACAGAACAAUGCAGGUACUGUGCGAGGUCGGGGGCGUGCUGCUGCAGGUAACCGUACCCCUGGACCACGGGGGUCCUACUUGGGGGGUUACUCUGCUGGUCGUGGCAUCUACAGUCGCUACCACGAGGGCAAGGCCAAGCAGCCCGAAAAGCCCUAUGAGCUGAUGCCCACUCUGGAGCUUGCUGCCUCCGUCAACCCUGUUGGCCUCAAACAUGGCACAAUGGCGUUGCAGACGCUGGGUGGACAGUACCCGGUGUUCAGUGCGCCUCCUACAGCCAAGAUGAUGGAGGAGGGGAAGGUGCACACGGUGGAGCACCUCAUCAACCCCCUGGCUAUGCAACACGCUGACCACACCACGGCUACUGCUGCUGCCACCGUCCUGCCGUCGGUCUCCACCCCUCCACCCUUUCAGUCCUCCUUCUUCUGCUUUCCCCAGGGCCGUCCCAUCACUCCGGUCUAUGCCAUGGCCCACAACGUACAGCGUAUCCCAACGGCCGCCGGCCUGUACGGAGCCGGAUACGUGCCCAUAACAAACUACGCCGCCAACUCGGCGGCUCUGGCCGCCCUGCAGAAGAACGCGGCGGUGGCCGCGGCGGCGUACGGCGGGUACGCGGGCUACGCAAUGCCACAGGCCUUCCCCGCCGCCGCCUUCCAGCUGCCCAUCCACGACGUGUACCAGACGUAUUGAUGGAGGGGGGUUCAAACCUCGCGAUGCAAUUACAAAGUUACUCCGACUGAAACGCCACCGCCGUGUCUGUGCAGAAACGUCACUUGAACGUUGUUUCAUUGAAAUACGUAAAGCAAUGACCCACUCGCCCAUUAUAUCCUUGACCCAAGACAACAAUACGAUAGGCUUCCUUUAGGUGCAUCACUGUUUCGUAGCACACAUAGUUCACUGCCCCAGUAAAACCCGCCUUGCAUGUGGUGACCAUCAUCUCCCCACAAUAAUGACGACCACAUCUCGCUCUCCCUGUGCCUCUGACCCCUGUCAAAGUAUUGCUAUGGCAACAGAAACACUGAAGGUACUUUCAAGUAUUUAUACUGAGAAGAUACAUAUUUAAGGUUUUACUCUCUGUAGGUUUCUCUUAUUACCUGAGUAACGUUUGCUCUGUGAAGCAGGAAAGAGGCUUUCACACCAUUUAGAUUUUAAAAAAAAGGUGGGGAUAAAAAGAAAGACAUUUUGAAAGAAUUUCAAAUUCUAACAUUAUAACUACUGACAUGCAACGAUGCUGAAGACAGCUGCGUCUUAAUAUACUAAUGUUUUAAUUAAUACAAAGUAUUUUAGCCAAUUGUACCUAGGUGAUACUGUCCGUCCAUUCUAGUUAGAUUGUGUAAGCUUUGAACAAGCCUGUUUUGGUACUUUUUUGUGGUUUAUGUAGUUUUAUUGGUGUUUCCUCUUGGUUUUAAAUGAAGGUUUCUGAGUGUCGUGUUCAUUCGCUCAAGAUUAGUCAAGUGGGGGGGGGGGGGCUGUAGAAUAUUAUAGUAGAUUUCAUUAGGGAACAAAUGCGAGAGAACGAAAACUGGAGCGCUUUUUGUCGAGAGGAUUUUAUCCAUAAGCCUGACCGACGUGGCAUGGAGAUGUUUCCCUAUUCCCAGACUUUUAGGGGAUUGAACACGUAUUUACUUUUUAUCAUUUAAAAAUGCCUUUAUUAUUGUGUUGUUAUUUACUCUUGGAAGGUGAACAAAUAUGGACAGGACAGAGAGACUCUUUUUUUAGGUGGACCAUGACCAUUGAAAGCACUCCUACAUUUACCAAAGCCAACCAAAAAAGAAAGUAGGCUCCAGACACUCCAACACUGACAUAAGAACGAUUCCCUGUGCCUAAACACGCUGUACGUGCUACCUCGUGCUUUCACUGUGCCUUUUCAUGACGAUGGGGAGCUUUCUGCGGUUGCCACAAAGAGAGAUCUCCUUUUCUAGUUCCGACGAUUGGUGGCGUUGCUGUUUUUACGGGAGGUUUUCCAGGCUGCGCGGUCCAUCUCUUCUCUGUAUAUCUGGCCUCCAUGUUGUUUCCCAUCCGCCAAACUGUGCUUGACCGAGGUCUGCUUAGACAUAUUUAUAAAAGGCAACAGAUUGUAACAACAAGAUGAAGAAAUGUUUAAUAACAAGCACAAAUUUUCAUGUAAAUUGGGCCAGUUUGGCAUUUCUUGAUAACGUAUGUGUUACAUAUUGUCGAUGUUCGAUAGGCACUUUUUAAACCGUGCCUUGGUUUGAAAACCAGCGUGGUGUUGGACUGGGGCGAUACGUCGUGAUGCAUCAUGAUACGUCGCGAUAUGUCGCGAUACUCUCUGAUAUGCCCCGAUAUGUCGCGAUACGUCGCGAUAUGUCCCGAUACGUCGAGAUACGUCCUGAUAUGUCCCGAUACGUCGCGAUACGUCGCGAUACGUCGCGAUAUGUCCUGAUAUGUCACGAUAUGUCCCGAUACGUCGCGAUAUGUCGCGAUACGUCGCGAUACGUCGCGAUAUGUCGCGAUACGUCGCGAUACGUCGCAAUAUGUCCUGAUAUGUCACGAUAUGUCGUGAUACGUCGCGAUAUGUCGCGAUACGUCGCGACACAUCCCGAUACGUCCCGAUAUGUCCCGAUAUGUCGCGAUACGUCCCGAUAUUUCCCGAUAUGUCGCGAUAUGUCCUGAUAUGUCGCGAUAUGUCAGGAUACGUCCUGAUAUGUCCCGAUAUGUCGUGAUACAUCAUGAUACGUCGCAAUAUGUCCCGAUACGUCGCGCUCGAAUGGACAAGCAGCCUUGCAAAGUUUUGCUAAGAACCAACAACGGAUGCGAGCAGACUCCACAACAGCCAUCUUUUAAAAAGAGAAUGCAAAAACUUUUGUAUACUAGAUUGUAUUUGUCGACCACUUUAAUGGUAGUUGUUUUUAUUCUGUGUGUUCGAAGAGCGUAUUUUUUUGCUGGCCUUCCCACACGUCAACAGAUUUUUUACUUUAAAAAAACAAUAUCAUGCGUCUGACUUUGAGAAUUUCCUUCAUGACUAAGUUUUAUGUCCGAGUUGUUUAAUGAAAAGUAGAUUUUCAACAUCUAACAUCUCGUCGUUUUAAAAAAAAUCUCUCUCCUUUAAAACUGGAUUUUUGUGUAGAAAAACAGACUGCUGAUAACUGCUUUUAUUAUAUUCUUGUAUGAUGACAAUUAGUCAGGAUAUAUAUAUUUAAUAUAUAUGCAUUAUGUGUUUUGUCUAUGAAGUGCAAAGAAAAGGUAUAAUAUAUUCAGAAACAUAUUUCUUUUCUUUAUUUACACCUUGUUUCACAAUAAUAAAAAGUCAGAGUAACAAAAGUAGAGAAACAACUUUUUUUUUUGCCAAAGUGUCCAAUAGCUUUUAAACCAUUCAAGGUUAUAAUGUUUUCUUCAUUGUGUGUCUUAUUCUGUUUGCUAUUUUGUACUGCAUUUGGUGUUUGGGGUGGAAAAACAGAGGCCUUCUUGUUUAGCUAAAUCAUGAUUUAGUAGCCAUCCAAACUUGAUGUAUCUGCCUCCCAAUCACAUCGCCGGCUUUUCUUUUUAUUGCUUACAUUUGACCCAAAUGAUGGACUCCUGCUCCUUGUGUCAGCGGGUCGGACCUUUAUAUGCCUAGUUUAACGUAGAUGUUGCCAUUAAACACUUCCUAUCGUGUGCCUUAUUGCCAAGAUGUGCCCUUUGCUACGCAGACUGUUUUCUAUCUGAAUGUUUGUUGGAAAAAAAAAAGAAGAAAAAAAAAGCUUGUUCUGUAUUGUAUUUAUAGCGAUGAAGUAGAUAAAUAAAGCAUUUUCAAAAAGGA
Messenger RNA from Pungitius pungitius (ninespine stickleback), 5398 nucleotides. RefSeq names its product RNA binding motif protein 47 (gene rbm47). Gene Ontology annotation, cellular component: nucleus. NCBI's taxonomy places the organism in Eukaryota, Metazoa, Chordata, Actinopteri, Perciformes, Gasterosteidae. The record is from RefSeq and is a predicted model, not a curated record. The transcript is spliced from 7 exons. Gene Ontology annotation, molecular function: mRNA binding. Bases 463 to 2328 code for a protein of 621 amino acids.